This is a messenger RNA of Ictidomys tridecemlineatus (thirteen-lined ground squirrel), 1120 nucleotides long. RefSeq names its product alpha-1,4-N-acetylglucosaminyltransferase (gene A4gnt). The record is from RefSeq and is a predicted model, not a curated record. Gene Ontology annotation, biological process: protein O-linked glycosylation. Gene Ontology annotation, molecular function: acetylglucosaminyltransferase activity. NCBI's taxonomy places the organism in Eukaryota, Metazoa, Chordata, Mammalia, Rodentia, Sciuridae.
ACAUGCUGAAGGAGCUCCAGUUCUCCCUAUCCAUCACCCUGCUGUUUGCCUGUGGCUUCCUCUACCAGUUCCUCCUGAGAUCCUCCUGCUUCUUCUCCUGCCUGAUGCCCUUCAAGUUCCAGCAGGACCCCGAAUCCCUCCUGAGCCAUGGACGUGGCAUUGUGUUUGUAGAGACCUCAGAGCGACUGGAGCCACCCCCACUGGUCUGCUGCGCCGUGGAGUCUGCUGCCAGGGUUUAUCCAGAGCAGCCCGUGGCCUUCUUUAUGAAAGGUCUCAACAGUUCCAUUCAGCUGCCCUCAAACUCCAGCUACCCAGCCUUUUCCCUCCUCUCAGCCCUGGACAAUGUUUUCCUCCUCCCUUUGGAUAUGAAAAAGCUGUUGGAAGACACACCCCUGUAUUCAUGGUAUACUCGAAUCAAUGCCAGUACACAGGCAUAUUGGCUCCAUGUCAGCUCAGAUGCAUCCCGCCUGGCUAUCAUCUGGAAAUACGGUGGUGUCUACAUGGAUACUGACGUCAUCUCCAUCAGGCCUAUUCCCGAGGAGAACUUUCUGGCUGCUCAGUCCUCUCGGUACUCUAGUAAUGGGGUGUUUGGGUUCCUGCCCCACCACCCCUUCUUGUGGGGAUGCAUGGAAAACUUCGUUGAACACUACAAUUCAAAAAUUUGGGGCAACCAAGGUCCUAUUUUGAUGACGAGGAUGUUGAGAUUAUGGUGCAAACUUGGAGACUUCCAAGGGCUGAGUGACCUCAGGUGUCUGAACUUGUCCUUCCUAUACCCCCAGAGAUUUUACCCAAUCUCUUAUCCCCAGUGGAGGCGUUACUAUGAAGUCUGGGACAGAGACCUGAGUUUCAAUGACUCUUAUGCCCUGCAUUUGUGGAACUACAUGAACAAGGAGGGGAGGACCGUGGUUCGAGGAAGCAACACACUGGUGGAAAAUCUCUUUCGUGAGUACUGUCCCAGGACCUACAGGGACCUGAUCCAAGGCCCAAAAGGAUUAGUGACCAGGAAGCUGGGGCCAGGUAACAAAUAGAGUCAAACAACAAGUUACUGUGGGCAUGUGACACUGGAAACUACCGGACUGCCAUACUUUUGCUUGAUUUCUACUCUCUCCUGGGGGUGGGG